UCUAGGAAACGGUCAUGACCUACAAACAGCGUCUAGUCACGUCAGUUAUUGUGUGCUGACAAGAUGAUAGUGUUGGUGUUGUUCAGCUUAGGACUUUCAACAGCGGCCUCCCUGGACUGCUACAAUUGUAAUCAUUAUGAUGUUAACAACGUUCAGCAUUCUUGUCAGGUUUUGAAAUGUAACAAAGGAGAGUUUUGCAAAAUGGAAACAGAUCACAGCACCAAAGUACAUGGACAUUGUGAAGAUAUUCAUCAACUGGCACACUGCCAUGCGACACCUUCGUGUAUUCCGUUUCAUGAGAACAAGUGCACUUUCUGCUGUGAUACAGAUGAAGAGGUGCACAAGACACUCCAGCAACCAACGGAAUCUCUGGCGUGUUACAAUUGCCACCAUUAUGAUGUUAACAGCAUUGGCCAUUCUUGUGAAGUUUUGCACUGUGGUGUUGGAGAAUUUUGCAAGAUGGAAACAGACCACAACAGCAAAGUGACAGGAACGUGUGCAAAGAUCAAUGAAAUGAGUCACUGUCAAGAACACGUGACCUCUUCAUGCAUUCCGUUUUACCAUGAUAAAUGCACAUUCUGCUGUUCGACUGGAGAAUGUAUAAGCAAUUCUCUCCAGGUGCCAGCCAUCCAUCACGCUAAACCAACACCACUAACAUCUACCACAACGUUGCCUACAGUGAUCAAAGCAACUUCUGUGACCAACGUUCGGCCAUCGGAAUAUUUGGAGUGUUACAAUUGCCACUACUUUGACGUCAACAAUAUAUACCAUUCUUGUGAAAUUUUGCACUGUGGUUUUGGAGAGUUUUGCAAGAUGGAAACAGACCACAACAACAAAGUGACAGGAACGUGUUCAAAGGUCAAUGAAAUGAGACACUGUCAAGAACACGUGACCUCUUCAUGUAUUCCGUUUGUCCAUGACAAAUGUACAUUCUGUUGUGCGACUGGAGAAUGUGUAAGCCAGUCUCUCCAGCUGCCAGCCACCCAUCACGCUAUACCUACACCACCAACAACAACAUCUACCACAACGUUGCCUACGGUGGUCCAAGCAGCUUCGAAGACCACUGUUCGGCCAUUGGAAUAUUUGAACUGUUACAAUUGCCACCACUUUGACGUCAACAACAUUUACUAUUCUUGUGAAAUUUUGCACUGUGGUUUUGGAGAGUUUUGCAAGAUGGAAACAGACCACAACAACAAAGUGACAGGAACGUGUGCAAAGGUCAAUGAAAUGAGACACUGUCAGGAACACGUGACCUCUUCAUGUAUUCCGUUUGUCCAUGACAAAUGUACAUUCUGUUGUGCGACUGGAGAAUGUGUAAGCCAGUCUCUCCAGCUGCCAGCCAUCCAUCACCCUAAACCAACAUCUACCAUAACGUUGCCUACAGUGGUCCAAGCAACUUCGAAAAUCACUGUUCGGCCAUCGGAAUAUUUGAAGUGUUACAAUUGCCACAACAUAUACUAUUCUUGUGAAAUUUUGCACUGUGGUUUUGGAGAGUUUUGCAUGAUGGAAACAGAUCAUGACGCCAAAGUGACUGGAAAGUGUUCCAGCGUCAAUGAAAUGAACCACUGUCAGGAACACGUGACCUCUUCAUGUAUUCCGUUUUACCAUCAUAAAUGCACAUUCUGCUGUUCAACUGGAAAUUGUGUAAGCCAGGCUCUGCAGCUGCUAGACACGUCUCAUAAUCCCACACCAACCGCAUAUCACCAAUCUACUACAUCUACGCCAGCAACAACGUCGACAGGUGGAAUGAUAUCACGGUCGACUCAUCUACCAGACACGUCUCAUAAUCCCACACCAACCGCAUCUACUACAUCUACACCAGCAACAACGUCGACAGGUGGAAUGACAUCACGGUCGACUCAUCUACCGGUUACCACCAAGCCAGUUGACCCCUGUCAAGACCACGACCCUAUCUGCAGCACCAUGAUGGGCAUCUGCAGCAGCUCGGUCGGACGUUAUAUGUGCGGGAAGACAUGUAAUUCUUGCUCAACAGGUACUAUCAAGCCAGUUGACCCCUGUCAAGACCACGACCCUAUCUGCAGCACCAUGAUGGACAUCUGCAGCAACCCGGUCGGACGUUAUAUGUGCGGGAAGACGUGUAAUUCUUGCUCAACAGGUACUACCAAGCCAGUUGACCCCUGUCAAGACCACGACCCUGUCUGUACCACCAUCGUUGGAAUCUGCAACAACCCAAUCGGACCUCAUAUGUGCGGGAAGACAUGCAACUCCUGUUCAACAGUCGCUAAAACUGCCUCUACAUAUCGCACCACAGCUGCCGCUACAACUGGCAUACCAUCUGCACCUACCACCACAUCUGCUACUACAACUGCUACUACACCGGCUGCCAAGUCGGGCUCAUCAUCGUCAACGAUCAGUGUAUCAACCCUCUCUGUCAGCACACCACCUGCAGCCACCAACGGCAACACUUCCGCCCAUGUAACUACGGCCUCAGCAAGGACGUCCACCACAGGGAAACCAUCACAUCGAACAUGUUACCAGUGCGGUGAUAUAAACAAGGGUACAUUCUGCACUAUUGGGCAGAUUAUCAUGCCAUCCUCCUCUCCGUGUCCAGCAGACAAGGCGUUCUGUAUGACCGACCUGUUUCAUCAUAUCGAUGGCUCCACAAAGUACAUCAGAAGGUGUGUCGCCCAGGUGAUGUGUCUCAGACAGUGGUACCAACAAACAUCGGACAAGAGCGAGUGUGUAGAUGUUGACCCCACUACAAUUUCCACAGACAUCACCUGCAGGUACUGCUGCACCACCGACGACUGCAACAGCGGCAACAUGCCUGUCAGAAACACCCUGUACAAACCAAAACAUUGAGGUUUAUGUUCCAGAGAAGAUAUCUACAGCCACUACAAAUAUUCAUCGAUAACCCUUUAUUAGUAUCUUAAAGCAUGGUCACGUUUCUGAAAUGUUUGAUAUUGCAUCCGGGCAGUGACAGACAAUAAAUGCCGCAGCGCCACCAGAAUGGCGACUGGAUUUUGUUUGGGUCGAAA
This is a messenger RNA of Haliotis rufescens (red abalone), 2999 nucleotides long. RefSeq lists its product as uncharacterized. The coding region runs from base 64 to 2823 and encodes 919 amino acids. NCBI's taxonomy places the organism in Eukaryota, Metazoa, Mollusca, Gastropoda, Lepetellida, Haliotidae. The record is from RefSeq and is a predicted model, not a curated record. The transcript has 26 exons.